GGAACGCAGCUAUAUAAAGAGAAGAGCAAGUUCAUCUUAGUAUAGAUAUAUAUAUAUAUAUAAACCUUUACAUAUAUUCAUCUUUCUUCUGCGAUUCAGAAAAAAACUCAUCCAUGGCAAGAGUCAACUCAGCUGCUGCCACUGUCAGAAGGCUUGAGGGGAAAGUGGCGAUUAUCACUGGUGGUGCCAGCGGCAUAGGUGAGGCCACCGCAAGACUCUUCUCUAAGCACGGAGCUCAUGUGGUGAUAGCUGAUAUUCAAGACGAUUUGGGUCUUUCUCUCUGCAAUGAGUUGGAAUCAGCUAUCUAUGUUCAUUGUGACGUGACAAAGGAAGAAGACGUCGAAAACUGCGUCAACGUAGCUGUUUCCAAGUACGAGAAGCUGGACAUCAUGGUUAAUAACGCGGGUCAAUUGAAUGAGUUCAAACGAAGCAUUCUGGAAAACACAAAGUCUGAGUUUGAGAGAGUGAUAAGAGUGAACAUGGUUGGCCCAUUUCUGGGAACAAAGCACGCUGCAAGAGUGAUGAUUCCUGCUAAAAGGGGUUGCAUAAUUAACACAGCUAGUGUUGCAGGAUGCAUAGGUGGAGGUGCUACACAUGCCUACACCAGUUCAAAGCAUGGGCUUAUGGGGCUGAUGAAAAACACUGCGGUGGAGCUUGGACAAUUCGGUAUUCGGGUGAACUGUGUAUCCCCUUAUCUGGUUGCGACACCGAUGUUAAAUGAGUAUUUCAAUAUUGAUGAAGAAGGAGUUCGUGAGGCUUAUUCCAACCUAAAAGGUUCUUAUCUUGUGACCAACGAUGUGGCCGAAGCUGUUGUUUAUUUGGCAGGUGAUGAGUCUAAGUAUGUUAGUGGUCACAAUCUUGUGUUAGAUGGAGGAUUCUCCAUUACAAAUGCAGGAUUUUCUCCUUGGCAGUCUGUGUGAGAGAAAGACACGUUUUCUCUGCUUAUCAUUACAGCUGGCACUAUUAUCUUUACUUUGGCAGUCUCUGUGAGGAGAGAAAAACACGUUUUAUUUGUUGCUUUUAUUAAUUUGUUAAGAUGGUUAUUUUUCUUUGCUGCAGUAUAAAUUGCACCGUCACAUAGUAUUCUUUUUAGUGAGUUGAAUAUUGAGAAUGACGAAUUUUUGAAACUAGAA
Molecule: messenger RNA, 1133 nt
Organism: Vigna angularis (adzuki bean)
Lineage: Eukaryota; Viridiplantae; Streptophyta; Magnoliopsida; Fabales; Fabaceae
Product: borneol dehydrogenase, mitochondrial
Exons: 2
Coding region: 114-920 (268 amino acids)
Molecular function (GO): oxidoreductase activity, acting on the CH-OH group of donors, NAD or NADP as acceptor
Source: RefSeq, a predicted model, not a curated record